AAAAGUUACAAUAUAUCAUUUCGUGUUUGUUCCGUCGUACAAAUCGGGGAUCAAAUUGAAACGGACACUCAAAAGAAACUUGCACAAAUAAAAUGGAUGUCAAGAAUCUUAAAUCAACAAAUUUAACACCAGAUGAAAAACAAAAGGCACCACUCAUUGAUUUGGAAGCUAUCAGCAAAUAUUUGUCGAUGUGUCCUUCGCAGUUGCCAAACUUGGAGGAACCCAACUCAAAUCAAAAGUCCAAAGACAACAAUCAACAGAUGUACGAAGACUUUCUGUCGACGUGCAAAUUCAUUUACGCCAACACGGACAAAAUCCUUAACUACGUCAAGUCCAACGAGGCCCCUAAAAUUAAAAAACUGAAAAACAAAAAGCUGGGAAGAAAAAUCACAUCAAAAAACGACAACCAGUUAAGACACGUCGACGGGAAGCCCUACAAGUGCAACGAGUGCAACAAAUCCUUCACGUUCAGGGGCGACCUGAGCAAACAUUUAAUUUCGGUCCACCAGGCUAAAUCGCUUCCCUAUUGUUGUAUGUUUUGCGGUGGGGUGUUCAUAAGGUCCGAUUAUCUGAAAAAACACCAGAUCCGGUGCAAAUUAAAGAUGGAGAGGAACAAAAAUAAAUAUUUACUUUGAAUGUUGUGUUUAAUAUAUUUUUAGUUAUUUGAA
Aethina tumida (small hive beetle) is the source of this 668-nucleotide messenger RNA. Its product is annotated as zinc finger protein 791. Gene Ontology annotation, molecular function: DNA-binding transcription activator activity, RNA polymerase II-specific; RNA polymerase II cis-regulatory region sequence-specific DNA binding. NCBI's taxonomy places the organism in Eukaryota, Metazoa, Arthropoda, Insecta, Coleoptera, Nitidulidae. The transcript is spliced from 2 exons. Gene Ontology annotation, biological process: regulation of transcription by RNA polymerase II. Bases 93 to 635 code for a protein of 180 amino acids. The record is from RefSeq and is a predicted model, not a curated record. Gene Ontology annotation, cellular component: nucleus.